AUGCAUUUACGCAUUCGUCCAUCCCCAACAAACCCCGCAACCAAACGUGUGUUUGCAGUCCGAGCCGGUGGGGAGGAGGUCCCGGACCCUGCAUCUCAGAGACGUUGGGAUAACGAGCAACUAUCACAACAAAAAGCUUCCGACCUCGACAAUAACUCUCAACACCCCUGCUUUAUCCAAAAAAUCCCCAAAUCAGUCAUUUUUCCUCAUUCUCCUUCGAAUUUCGUAGUCGAAUUCAUGGACCUCAGCUGCAUGUUUGUCUUUAUGAUUCACGGGGGUGGAGCACAAUGGUACUUUAAAAACACGUCUACUGAGACGUAUACCGACAAGGGGAGAUCCUACUCAGCCCUUCCGCUUGGUUUCGAAUUUCAUUGGAGUCCUUUCUUCUCAAAUAAUUUGGUAUCGAUAACCCAGAGCACCUUCAAAAACCUUGCCGCUCUCUGGGAAGGUCGUCUCAAUACAGGGUUGUGUAAUGAUGCACCUCACCACCGCCACUACAUUUUAAAGCUACUCGUGGGACUCACCAAGGAUGGAGAGAUCCCUCAUUUUCGAGAGUUAAAAUAUACCCUCCACGUGGUCUGCGAAAACACGAAGGUUACAACUCUUUUUGACGGACUCUGCAAGCACAAACUAAACGACUCUUUUUCCAUGACCUGGCUCCUGUAUUGCCAAAGCGAGGUCGCCGGUUGGUUUAUAGGAGCAUCGUAUACGCACUUCAUGGCGAAGCUGCUGCAGCCUCGUAUAGAAAACUUAGGUUGGGGUGACGACAAUGAUGAGGAUACCACUCAGGUCUGGGUACUUCCUCUGCCAUGUGAAGGUGCAUCUUUGGGAAAUUGGGUACUUCAUGAGGACGUGGAAGCUUCGAUGUGGGAUGCAGUGUCUUGA
Morchella sextelata is the source of this 885-nucleotide messenger RNA. RefSeq lists its product as uncharacterized. The record is from RefSeq and is a predicted model, not a curated record. The transcript has a single exon. NCBI's taxonomy places the organism in Eukaryota, Fungi, Ascomycota, Pezizomycetes, Pezizales, Morchellaceae. Bases 1 to 885 code for a protein of 294 amino acids.